Molecule: messenger RNA, 2019 nt
Organism: Drosophila innubila
Lineage: Eukaryota; Metazoa; Arthropoda; Insecta; Diptera; Drosophilidae
Exons: 4
Coding region: 43-1119 (358 amino acids)
Molecular function (GO): sequence-specific DNA binding
Source: RefSeq, a predicted model, not a curated record
UAUAUAGUUGAAAUUAAAUACAAAGAAGUUAUAUUUUUAAAUAUGGGAGGAACACGUUGCGUUUUCCGAGACUGUCAAGUGUCCACACAGCGCAAUCCAAAAAUGCAUUUUUUUAAACUGCCAGUUCGUGAUCCUGCUCGUCUGGAAGCCUGGCUGAAGAAUUGCGGCAACGCUGAUAUUUUAAAUGUUGCACGAGAGAAGCUAUCAAAUCGCGCGGUUUGCGCGCGUCACUUUCGGCAUGAAUGCUUCAUGAAUUAUAAGUUGGAUAGGCUUGUUCCAAAUCAGAUUCCCACGUUGGCACGCAUUAGCAAGGAGCUUGCCUGGGAUCUUGGUCAUCUGGACGAGAACGGCGAGGCUACGAUGGUCAAGUUGACCAAUCCCACAUUGACCCACCUAAUUCCUCCAGCGGAUUUCGAGUGUCCCCUUGGUUUCACAGAGGACGCACGAUUUGGUCGUAAAUAUGCAGCAAGAAGUCGUACUCCGCCUCGACCCUUAGAAUUGGAUGAAAUCAAAAGACAAAAAAUUGUGCACGCUCAUGACGAGGAACCGAUGAAGAGAAUAGAACUUGUGGAAGUCAUCGAGGAUGAAAAGUCAGCUGAGGAAGAGUUGGUAAAAGCAACUAAAACAAUAAUUGAUCGAAUGGAACAAGAUGCGCCUGUUAUACCUGAAACAAGUGGACCUACAUUGUCAGAUCAGAUUCUAGAAGAACUACAGCUAAAGUAUGAUCAAUUAAAAGCAAACUUUGAUCAGCUCUCUGCGGAAAAUGUAGCUUUAAAGGAGACAGCUGUGAAGCUAGAGGCUCAACAACAGGCGUGCGAAGUCAAUCCCUCAUCCAGCUCAGCCCCCGCACCACAAUUGACCAAGACUCAACUAUAUAAGGGAAUCAAAAAGUAUCUGGGUCCAAGCAUGGCGGCCUUAGUUCGCAUGGAAAUGUUUGGUGGCGGGGAACGCGAAUGGAAGGAAGAUGAACGUGACUUUGCCAUGGAGCUGCUACAGCUUGGAGAAGGUGUCUACAACCAUUCCUUGGAUGAGUGGCGCUUUCGGCUGCCCUCUCUGCGAUUGACACGCAGUUGGUUGCAAAACACAAGGUCUGCUGACAACGAGGAUGAAAAUCUAUAAGUCUGGGUGGACUAAAAUAUAGUAUCUUUAAGUAUAAGAUAAUACCUAUUCUGAAUUUAGGGGAAUCUUUAGUUCAGAAGGAGACUUAUCUGUUUGUAUGUACAUACUAAAAUAAUAAACUCGCAUCUAUUUUGACAUUUUUGGCAUCAAUGCCAAAAUUUAUGAAUGACACAAUAAGAAGAAUCUCUAUUUAUUUAACUAUUCCCAUCUUUAUGAUUAUAAUCCAUUCAUAAUGAUAAAUGCCGCAUUAUUAAAAUGCGUUGGAAGGAACAAAUUCGUCAUUAUUCUUUCAGCAUCUUAUCUGAGCAGACAUACCAAAGAAAAAUAAAAUAAUACAAAAUUUAACAUGAAUCCGACUAUAAGACUUGUAAUAAUACUUGCUGUCCUUGGAUCUGCGAACUGUGAUGACAAUAAUUGCAAUGAUUGUUCACUAACUGACGAAGUCUACGCCUGCUUGGAUGAGGUCACAUAUGGAGUCUGUUAUAAUACGGGCUCUGUUGUUCCUGGAUCUAUAAAGCCAUGUCCCGACGGUUAUUAUUGCAAUACGGAAGGAGGAGACUUUUGUACACCAACGGACACGACAUCUCCAUCCUGUGUGCCUGUUACAACAACGACUCAAGACUCGACAAUUACAGAAUCCUCUACACCAAUAAUACCCACAAAGGCACCAGAAAAAAAUCCAGAUAAAUAUUGUACGGAUCUAAAUAAAACAGGAUAUUUUCGAGUAGAGAGUGAUCCUACCUGUAAAGAUUAUGUGUACUGUUACUUGCUAUCGGGAGAGUUUAUGGGUUGGCUCUAUCAUUGUAAUACCGACGAAUUUUACAAUUCAAAGUCGACUCUUUGCGAACCUAGCAGACCAGAUGAUUGCUGAACAAUAAAUUGUACUAAUGGAACUAUGUA